ACGAACUCGAGCACUAGCUACUUCCACCCCUGCGGAUCUGUGCGCAAAAUCGAGCCCAAAUAUGCGCCGAAAUAACGACAUUAAAUUCAUCAUUCACGCGCUGCCCCGUAAACGUGAAUUAUUUAGUUCAUCGUGUAAAAAUCCAAAGCAACAUUAGCACAAUAUUUCCUCUGUAUCCGUUUCGUGGUGAGCCUGCAGCAGUACCCCAGAAGUGAACAAAGCGACCCGGAAGCGGUGGUCCGACUGAAGGCAGGCAGAAAGAACAUCAAGCUUUUAUAUUAUAGCUGUACUCGCAAGACAAUAUCUGCAACCAGGACACAAGAUGGCAGAACCUCGAUUUAACAACCCAUAUUUCUGGCCGCCCCCUCCAUCCAUGCCAGGCCAGCUGGAUAACCUGGUGCUCAUUAACAAGAUCAAGGAGCAGCUGAUGGCCGAGAAGAUCCGACCCCUACACCUGCCACCUACCUCCAACCCUUCCCAGCAGACUUUGCUGGUGCCCACCUCCUCCCCAGACAUCAGUGCUCAGCACGGCAUGUCGGUGCCAAAGCCACAGCCGCAGCAGUUGUCGGGCCAUCACCCCCAGCCGCAGGGCUCCGGACAGCCGGACAUCGCUCUGCAUGCACGCCCUGCCUCCAGCUCUGGACCAGAUGGGAGUAUGGAUGACAAGUCAGCGGUGAAGGCCAAAGGACUGUGGGAGGACUGGCACAUGAGACAGCUUAGCGAGCAAACUGGACGAAUCAACCAUCGAUCAGUUUUCCUCUCCACAGGUCUGGCCCCUUCCUCCCGACCUGACAACCACGGCACCUCAGAGGCUCUGACCCCCACAACCCCAACCUCCAGCAGCCACAACCGCCUGGGCGGCGCCCCCUCUGUGAACAUCAUCUCCGGGUUGGCAAGUGGUCCUGGCAUGGACCACAUGAAAGCUGGAGGCCUGGCUGGACUGUUAGGCCCCCCACCCAAAGCACCGCGGGGACGGAAGAAGAUCAAAGCAGAAAACCCGUCUGGUCCUCUGCUGGUGGUGCCCUACCCCAUCCUAGCUGACCAAGGCUGUGUUACUAUUGCACCCAAAGAGGGCAAAACCUACAGAUGCAAAGUGUGCCCGCUCACCUUCCUAACCAAGUCAGAGAUGCAGAUCCACUCAAAGUCCCACACGGAGGCCAAACCCCACAAGUGUCCCCACUGCUCCAAGACGUUCGCCAACGCCUCCUACCUGUCCCAGCACCUGCGCAUCCACCUGGGAAUCAAACCCUAUCAUUGCUCCUACUGCGAGAACUCGUUCCGUCAGCUGUCACACCUGCAGCAGCACACCAGAAUUCACACUGGCGAUCGGCCUUAUAAAUGUGCUCACCCCGGAUGUGAAAAAGCUUUUACCCAGCUGUCUAACCUCCAGUCUCACCAGAGGCAGCACAAUAAAGACAAGCCGUAUAAAUGUCCUAACUGCUACCGUGCCUACUCAGACUCCGCGUCAUUGCAGAUCCACUUGUCAGCGCACGCCAUCAAAAACGCUAAGGCCUACUGCUGUAGCAUGUGUGGCCGGGCAUACACCUCAGAGACCUACCUUAUGAAGCACAUGUCCAAACACACGGUGGUGGAGCACCUAGUGAGCCACCAGUCGCCUCAGAGGACCGAGUCCCCCAACAUCCCCAUCCGUAUCUCCCUCAUCUGAGCUCCUCACCCGCUUGGCAGCAGGUUGGAUUCAGAGUCUACCUUAAGCUGGAGCUUAUGAGGCCCUGCACCCACAGCCAUCUACAUAAGGCUUACAUUAGCAUUAUGACAGCUGACAUAAGCAUUCAGUAAACAGGCUGCCUCCAUCCAUCUCGACACAGGCCGUCUGUCAAAAAUGAGCACAGCGUUAUUUUGUGAAUGUAAAAAAACAGCUAGAUGUUGUCCGGAGGAUUGACUGGCAAAGAAUGUCUUGCGUCAGAUUAAAUAAGCACUUUCGUAAGCGUCAUGUAAACUGCCGGAUGCAUUGGCCAUUAGAAAUGUUUUAGUUAGGGUUUUUUUUCUUCCUCUCUUCCAUGAAAUGGUUUCCUAAAAUGUGCCAGAUGAUAUUUGCCCUUAAAAAAAGAAUUUGAGAAAGUAGAAGAAAAAAAAAAACAGUUUGCUGGGUGUAUUCUGGAGACAUCCAAAGAUAAUCUUUAAGCACUUUUAGGCCUUGUGGUUCUGGCUCAAAUUGUUUCAAUCUUGUUGAAUGGAAAAUGCCAAAGGGCAUUACUCGUGGCAGCUAAGAGUACUGACUUUGUGCUGAUAACAGUCUAUUUCUGUUACUUUCUUUGUUUCUACUCACAUCUACAGGGUCAUCUGAAAUUGAAGCAAGGCAAUCGGUAGAUGACAAUUAAAACGUUUAAUGAUUGUAUUACAAAGUUGUAUUACUGACUUUGGGAGACAAAAAUAGAGCAAAAUCUGUAAGGGAAAAAGAUGAAUGUUUGGGGUUUUUUUAACUUCCAAAAUCUUUCACUCCACAUUUGAUGUUCACUUUUAUGGCACCUUGAUGAUCAUAAGGUAUGAUCAGAGAAACACUGCUUUAGACAUUAUGUUUUCCUCACGUCCUAUGUACUAGUGCCAUAUAUGAACCUUGCUGAGGUUUUAAGAGGAAGCUAAUCUUGUUAUAGUGUGUGUUUGCUUUUUUUUACCCAGUUAAGCUUUGACUCGUGUUAGAGGUGGAAAAAUUGCACAUGUAACAGUGCCAGCUGUGCUCGAAUAAGGCCUAAUUUUGAAAGACACUUGAAGUAAAAAGACAUUUUACUGGAGUGCUCAUUUUUAACAUUUGACAUUGGAUAAACAUUGGACCAAAAUGUGAAGUCACUGUACAGCUACUCUGACCCAGUUAAGUGUUUUUUGUUUAUCUAAAUAAGCUUUACCCAUUUGGAAUAAACUGCAGUAUAAGUCAUAUUCCAUAUGUCUGUAUUAUGAGUUGAUGUGGAGGUGACUCCUCUCCUUUUCUUUCUGUCUCUCAUUAGUUUUCUUUUUAUUGUACGCAGUAUUUUUUGUUGUAUUUUUACUGUAACUUUAACCUCUGGAUGGUACUAAUAGGGUACCCUGUGUUCUUCAGGGCACUUCAGAAAGGUGCUACAGCUUGAGUUGGAGAUGGAACUGAGAAUAAUGUAAGAUACAUAUACAGUAUAUAGUAUGUUUUCAAAAGAUUAAAAACUUAUUACUCAAGCCACUGGCCUGAAAACAUUUACGCCAACAACAGACCCUGCCUCUUCAACCUACUCCCUCUUUUGAGAUAACGGGAAAGUGUACAUGUUGCUGUACUGUAAAACAUGUUACUCAUUUAAAGUUCCUAUUUUUCAGUCUUCAUAAACAUGAUCUGUUUGGGUUUUGUAAAAGUUUAUGUAUGAACUUUCUGUAAUUAUUUUAGUCUACUUGUAUGUUAUUAAUAUUCAUGUUUUAUAUCAGUUCUUUACAUGUAAGCCUUAACUGUUUUAUCAUCCCAUUUCCAUUACUCUGUAUUGUGUUCUGCAGUAUUCAGUCGUGUAAACAUUUUUAUUUUUAUCCUUCCGCAUGGAGUUCCUGAGCUGUAAUCUGUAUGAUAACUGUUUAACCCAUGUUCUCUAUGAAAUGAUAUUGCGUAGAUUUAUUACACUUUUUCCUGUCUUGCAUUGUGGUUUCAUAUACGGUUUCUAGACGACUAAAUAUGCACAGCCAAGACUGAGAAGUUAAACUAAGGUUAUCAAUGUUUAAAAAAGGAAAAAAAGCUUUGUAUCUUUACCUUGUUUAAUAAACAGACUGUUAUAAACUCA
Molecule: messenger RNA, 3746 nt
Organism: Notolabrus celidotus (New Zealand spotty)
Lineage: Eukaryota; Metazoa; Chordata; Actinopteri; Labriformes; Labridae
Gene: znf362b
Product: zinc finger protein 362b
Exons: 9
Coding region: 323-1666 (447 amino acids)
Biological process (GO): negative regulation of transcription by RNA polymerase II; central nervous system development
Cellular component (GO): nucleus
Molecular function (GO): RNA polymerase II cis-regulatory region sequence-specific DNA binding; DNA-binding transcription repressor activity, RNA polymerase II-specific
Source: RefSeq, a predicted model, not a curated record